Molecule: messenger RNA, 4148 nt
Organism: Oncorhynchus tshawytscha (Chinook salmon)
Lineage: Eukaryota; Metazoa; Chordata; Actinopteri; Salmoniformes; Salmonidae
Product: glutamate receptor ionotropic, delta-1
Exons: 16
Coding region: 284-3316 (1010 amino acids)
Biological process (GO): monoatomic ion transport; modulation of chemical synaptic transmission; synaptic transmission, glutamatergic
Cellular component (GO): postsynaptic membrane; plasma membrane
Molecular function (GO): transmitter-gated monoatomic ion channel activity involved in regulation of postsynaptic membrane potential; glutamate-gated receptor activity
Source: RefSeq, a predicted model, not a curated record
AAGGCGAGAGCGAGAGAAGGAACGCCAGGCUCACUAUCUGUCUUUGACUAUAAUAACGGAGUUCCCAACCUUUCUUCCCUUAUUUCCCCUUCACUUUCCGUUUUAAAUAGUUAUUUCCCCUGUUAUAAAUAUAGUUGUUACUUUUUCUUUAGUGUUUCCUGCGUUUUGAGGCUUCUGAACGAUAGUUGUGAUUUGCAGCGUUUUUGGACAUUGUUUGUGGUGCCCCAAUUGAUUGUCGGACAGCCGAGAAUGCUUGGAUGAGCUGCUUCGCUAAAAGCCGGAGAUGGAGUUGCUGUUGAUCUGCCUUUCCCUGUGGAUAUUGCAAUGCAAUUCUGCCGGAGCGGACUCCAUCAUUCAUAUUGGUGCCAUAUUUGAGGAAAACGCUGUCAGGGAUGAUGAAAUUUUUCAACUUGCCAUUUCUGACCUAAGCCUCAACGACGACAUUCUACAAAGCGAGAAAAUCACCCACUCUGUAAAACGUAUCGAGGCUAACAACCCAUUUCAAGCAGUGCAGGAAGCCUGUGAGCUGAUGAACCAGGGCAUCCUGGCUCUGGUGACGUCUACAGGCUGUGCAGCCGCCAACGCCCUCCAGUCCUUGACCGACGCCAUGCACAUACCCCACCUGUUUAUCCAGAGGAAUGGCGAGGGCACGCCACGCACCUCCUGCCACCUCAACCCCAGCCCUGAUGGGGAGAGCUACACCCUGGCCGCUCGUCCGCCUGCUCGCCUCAACGACGUCAUGCUGACCCUGGUCACUGAGCUGCGCUGGCAGAAGUUCAUCAUCUUCUAUGAUGCUGACUAUGACAUCCGCGGGUUGCAAACAUUCCUGGACCAGGCGUCUCGGCAGGGUCUGGACGUGUCUCUGCAGAGGGUGGACCGCAAUGUGAGCAGGGUGUUCACCAACCUGUUCAGCACCAUGCGGACCGAGGAGCUCAAUCGCUACCGGGACACUCUGCGGCGGGCCGUGCUGCUCAUGAGCCCCCGAGGAGCACAGGUGUUCAUCCACCAGGCUGUGGAAACCAACCUGGCAUCCAAGGACAGCCAUUGGGUUUAUGCCAAUGAGGAGGUGAGUGACACAGAAAUCAUGGAGCUGGUCCACAGUUCGUUGGGCCGGAUGACCGUCAUACGGCAGAUCUUCCCUCUGUGGAGAGACACCAACAUCCGCUGCAUGAGGAACAACCACCGCAUCUCCUCUCUGCUCUGUGACCCCCAGGAGGGCUACCUGCAGUCCCUGGAGGUCUCCAACUUGUACCUGUAUGACAGUGUGCUGAUGCUGGCCAAUGCCUUCUACAGUAAGCUGGAGGACAGAAAGUGGCAUAGCAUGGCUAGUCUGAACUGCAUGAGGAAGUCCACCAAGCCCUGGAAUGGAGGCUGGUCUAUGCUGGACACCAUCCAGAAGAGACGGAUCACCGGGUUAACAGGAAUGAUGGACUUCCGUGCCGACGGUUCUAACUCCCACAUCCAGUUUGAGAUCCUGGGGACCAGCUACAGUGAGACGUUUGGGAAAGAUGUCAAACGGUUGGCGACUUGGGACUCAACUCGUGGGUUGAACGGUAGUCUAAAGGAGAGUCGGAUAGAGAACGGCAUGCAAGGAGUGACGGUCAAGGUGGUAACAUUACUAGAGGAACCCUUUGUGAUGGUAGCUGAGAACAUUCUUGGGCAACCUAAACGCUACAAAGGCUUCUCCAUUGAUGUUCUGGAUGCUCUGGGCAAGAUCCUGGGCUUCAAGUAUGAGAUUUACCAGGUGGCCGAUGGAAAGUAUGGAACCCCUACCUUUAACGGCUCCUGGAACGGCAUGAUAGGAGAGCUCAUCAGUAAGCGAGCAGACUUGGCAGUAUCAGCCAUCACUAUAACUCCAGAGAGGGAGAGUGUGGUGGAUUUCAGCAAGCGCUACUUGGACUACUCUGUGGGGAUUCUGAUGAGGAAGUCUGAGGAGAAGAUCAAUAUCUUCUCUCUCCUGGCACCCUUUGACCUGGCCGUUUGGGCGUGCAUCGCAGCCGCCAUCCCCGUGGUUGGUGUCAUGAUCUUCAUCCUGAGGCGGGUCCAGUCGGUCCGUCCUGCAGGGGGACACCAGGCCACCUCUGUGUCCACCUCCCUCCAGAGCGCCAUCUGGAUUGUCUAUGGAGCUUUUGUGCAGCAAGGGGGAGACUCCAUCCUGGGUUCUGUGGCUCUACGUAUCGUCAUGGGCAGCUGGUGGCUUUUCACCCUCAUUGUGUGUUCCUCCUACACGGCCAACCUGGCAGCCUACCUCACGGUAUCCCGCAUGGACAACGCUGUGCGGACAUUCCAGGACUUGUCCAAACAGAUGGACCUAGCCUACGGAACAGUGAGAGACUCAGCCGUGUAUGAGUACUUCAGAGCCAAAGGCACCAACGCUCUGGAGCAGGACAGCACCUUCGCUGAGCUCUGGAGAACCAUCAACAAGAAUAACGGACACGAACACUCAGUCUCCAGCCCAUCUGAAGGCAUCCGCAAGGCCAAGAGAGAUUCCUUUGCCUUCCUGUGGGACAUGGCUGUGGUGGAGUAUGCUGCUCUGACAGAUGAUGACUGCACCCUGACAGUGACAGGCAACAGUAUGAGUAGUAAGGGCUAUGGCCUGGCCCUGCAACAUGGCAGCCCCUACAGAGACCUCUUCUCCCAGAAGAUCCUGGAUCUGCAGGAGAAAGGGGACCUGGACAUCCUGAAGCAGAAGUGGUGGCCCAGGAAGGGUCGCUGUGACCUGGACAGCCACUUGGAGGCCCAGCCAGAGGGCAGGUCCCUGAGGCUCCAAAGCUUUGCUGGGGUCUUCUGCAUCCUGGCAGCAGGGCUGCUGCUGGCCUGCCUGGUGGCCGCCCUGGAGACCUGGUGGAGCAGCAACCGCUGCCGGCGUGAGCAGCCCAAAGAGGACAAAGAGGUGAAUCUAGAGCAGGUCCACAAGCGUUUGAACAGCCUCCUGGAUGAGGACAUGGUGCACAAGCAGCUGCCGGGCCAAUCUAUCGAGAUCUCUGCCCUGGACAUCAGCAGCAUGCAGCCCAGCCAGUCCCUGGAAGGCCUGCCUUCACGGGACCACUACCUGGGCCAUCACAGGGAGUCGGUCUCUGUGACCACUUUCCUCCAGGAGGGACAAGGAGCAGGAAGGACACUUGGCAGGGGCACUGGCAGAACCCUCCCCCUCAGCAGCGCCACCAUGCCCGCUAUCCGCUGCAAACACAGGGCGCCCAACGGGGGGCUCUGCCAACAGAGCCCUGUCAAGACACCAAUGCCAAAGUCAUACCAAUCAGGGCCUGGAAGAACCAUUCCAGAAGCCAUUGAUGUAAGCCAUGGGACUUCAAUCUGACUACUCAGCCUCAGCGCAAUCACAGACACUCAAGCUCCGUUUAUACUAGGUUCUAACAUGCAUCUUUUUUCCUCCACAUUCUGAUUGUGCCCACAUUUUUUGACAGGUGUAGAUAAUGGAAAGAUGUUUUGUGAUCUGAUUGUGAGCAGAUGGCUAUCUUACAAGUGUAGACGGAUCUGGACAGUGAAACCAUUUAAGUCAUCAUUACACAACCCUCUGAAAUCAUUGACUUUUGGCAUCAAUACUGUAUGUGUAUUAAAAAAUAUAUAUUAUUUGGAAAUAUGCUUUUGUUAAAUAUUUUGCAUACAGGGAGGGACCAGGAAAUCUGGUCAACAAUGCGUGGACCCAUGUCUGAAAUUGUGGGCCCAAUCAGAAUGUGGACAAGAUCAGGAUUCAUGUUGACUGUGGUGAGCUAUAGGCUAAAGGAUCAAUCGUCACAGGUGAGAGAAAAUAUAAAUGUCUGGCAUUUUAUUUUAUUUUUCGCUGAAGAAAUAUGGAGGAAAACAGAAUUAGGAAAAUUACUUUCAUGUACAUAUUUGUAAGUAAGGACAAUAAGAGGUGAGGGGAAAAAAAACUGUAUUUUGAAUAUUCUCAAUUUUUUAAGUUGGGUUUAAAAAACAUACAAAAUUAUACAAAAAAUUACUGUUUGAAUGGCUUUGUAAAAUUUGUUCUAAAUUAAGGUGAUAAUUCCUUCUGGUUGUUUUCUAAGUGCCAAGUUCAAAGAUGUUUUCUUUCAAAUUAACAUUAUAUGAAUGUACGAAAUUUAUGAAAAGACACUUCAAAGACAGUGGAAAGAGUUGAUUUGUUUCAUAUGAAAACAAUAAAGAAUUAU